This is a messenger RNA of Mustela erminea (ermine), 5309 nucleotides long. It is a transcript of the gene EDA, whose product is annotated as ectodysplasin A. The record is from RefSeq and is a predicted model, not a curated record. Gene Ontology annotation, cellular component: membrane. Gene Ontology annotation, biological process: animal organ development; immune response. The coding region runs from base 285 to 1460 and encodes 391 amino acids. NCBI's taxonomy places the organism in Eukaryota, Metazoa, Chordata, Mammalia, Carnivora, Mustelidae. Gene Ontology annotation, molecular function: tumor necrosis factor receptor binding; death receptor agonist activity; death receptor binding. The transcript has 8 exons.
CCUCUUGGGGGAUGGGGCGGGGUCGGCCUGGGCCACCUCCCUCAUUCUCCCCGCGGGCCGAGCCGCCCCUCUCUCCCGCCCCUCCUCCUCCCUUUCCCACCCCUCGGAGUGGAGCUGCACAUGCGGCAGCUCUCUGCUCUGUUCCGCCCAGCCUCCGUUGCUCUGGAACGGGUCCCUGCAGCCCCCAGCCGAUGGCAGGGCAGUAGCCGCCUGUCAGGGGUCCUGAACGGCUGAGGCAGACGCUGCGGCUCCAGGGCCUCAGAGUGUGGGUGUCUCCGGAGGCCAUGGGCUACCCAGAGGUAGAGCGCAGAGAACCUCUGCCCACGGCAGCGCCGCGGGAGCGGGGGAGCAAGGGCUGCGGCUGUCGCGGGGCCCCUGCCCGGGCGGGCGAAGGGAACAGCUGCCGGCUCUUCCUGGGUUUCUUUGGCCUCUCGCUGGCCCUCCACCUGCUGACGUUAUGCUGCUACCUAGAGUUGCGGUCCGAGUUGCGGCGGGAACGGGGAGCCGAGUCCCGCCUUGGCCCCAGCACCCCUGGCACCUCUGGCACCCUGAGCAGCCCCGGUGGCCUUGACCCUGACGGUCCCAUCACCCGCCACUUCAGGCAGCCAUCACCUCAGCAGCAGCAGCCGCUGGAACCGGGAGAAACCACACUCCCCCCACACUCCCAGGACGGGCACCAGAUGGCCCUUCUGAAUUUCUUCUUCUCUGAUGAAAAAUCAUACUCUGAAGAGGAAAGUAGGCGUGUUCGCCGCAAUAAAAGAAGCAAAAGCAGUGAAGGUGCAGAUGGUCCAGUUAAAAACAAGAAAAAGGGAAAGAAGGCAGGACCUCCUGGGCCCAAUGGCCCUCCUGGACCUCCAGGACCCCCAGGACCCCAGGGACCCCCAGGGAUUCCAGGAAUUCCUGGAAUUCCAGGAACAACUGUGAUGGGACCACCUGGCCCUCCAGGUCCCCCUGGUCCUCAGGGACCCCCUGGCCUACAGGGACCUUCUGGUGCUGCUGAUAAAGCUGGACCUCGAGAAAACCAGCCAGCUGUGGUGCAUCUACAGGGCCAAGGGUCAGCAAUUCAAGUCAAGAAUGAUCUUUCAGGUGGAGUGCUCAAUGACUGGUCUCGCAUCACCAUGAACCCCAAGGUGUUUAAGCUACAUCCCCGCAGCGGGGAGCUGGAGGUACUGGUGGACGGCACCUACUUCAUCUAUAGUCAGGUAGAAGUCUAUUACAUCAACUUCACUGACUUCGCCAGCUACGAGGUGGUGGUGGACGAGAAGCCCUUCCUGCAGUGUACCCGCAGCAUUGAGACAGGCAAGACCAACUACAACACUUGUUACACCGCAGGAGUCUGCCUCCUCAAGGCCAGGCAGAAGAUUGCCGUGAAGAUGGUACAUGCCGACAUCUCCAUCAAUAUGAGCAAGCACACCACCUUCUUUGGGGCCAUCAGGCUGGGCGAGGCCCCUGCAUCCUAGAUUCCCCCCAUUUUCUGCCAUGCUCCCGCCCCUGCCCCAGAGCUGGGAGCUGGGACUCCCAGAACCUCUCAGUGCUGCUGUGGAAUGAGGUGUGAUGGGUAUCGCAGCCACAGAGAUAGAUAAUCCAGGGCUAUUUAUUCCCCAGUGACUCCAGGAUGAUGAGGAGGCCCGCUUGACUUUCCAGAAUGACCUUGAGUUCACAGGAGGGUUGAUGGAGCCCCAGGGUUUGUAGGAAGCAGGACCUUCUUCCUUGGCUCCGUGUCAGCUGGCUUAUGGCUCGACUCUUCAACCUCAAGGUUGCUUUUGUCAGAGUGAUUGUUUCUUGCACUAAGGUGGGGAGUCCAGGGCAGCAGGCAAGAGAAAGCAAAAGUGGACUCCAGACUGUGGGGGCAAGCCUCUGACCCUAAAGGGGCUGCUGUUCCUCUCUUGGGUAGGGCUGGCGGCAAGGGUGGCGCGGGAGGGGAGCAGUAAAGCCUAAGCAGAUGGAUGGGGAGGGGAAAGGCAGGCACUGGUGGCAGAGACCCAGGGAGAAACCUGCCAAACCUCAGGGUCCAGAGGAACAGGGCAGGGGGUCUCUUCCCACCCUUCCCACUCAGGCUGUGAGCCAGCUCACAGCAACUUGCUGGGCUUUGGGGGCAGGAGGUUGGCAGGGAAUAGCCAUACACCCCCUGCUGGGAGCCUGCUCAAGAACCUGAAGGCAGACUUGGGGCCCUGUGUCUUCCACUUUGUUUACAACCAUGUUCCACACUCAGAAAAAUCUCUGGGUUCCUUUCCAAUUGCCCCCUUUCCCAGCCGGACCAGAACUCCUGUCUUCUUUCUCCACAGAGCCUACCUCUGUCUAAGACAGGUGCCUCCCCUGGGACCUGUGCUUAUGUGAGUCUGGGACACUCUUCCCAUGACCUGGGCGCAAAGAGUCUUUGCCGUUUAUUAAGCGACACAAAUAUUCAUCUAGUCGAGUUGUGUCUGGGGCAAAGGGUUGGACUGGGUGACCUCCGGGAAUCCCUUCAAAUUCAAAUACUUAGGCAGCUUCCAGGAUAGCCUACAAAAAUUCCCAAACCCCAGCCUACCCCCUAGGCAUCAGCAAGGCAGAAAUUCUCUGCCUGACCCCAAAAGGGCAAGAAGUGGGGUUUUUUCUUCUCAAGGUUGCUGUGGCCUAAGUGGCCAUGAGCCAAGGUGCUAUCCAAAAGGACAGCCACCAAUGCCCUGCAGACCCACCUUUCCUCACUCUGGCUUCAGAAAGCCAUAGCAGAAUCACCAGAGAUUCCAGGGCCGUUCACCUGAAUCCAGGCUCAAGAAAAGCCAGCAUCUAGGCAUCAGGCAAGGCUCUGCCCCAUAACCAGGUCCAAAGAUCCCUUACCCACCCACCCACCCACCCCCCGACCCCAAGUUCCCCACUGGAUCACAUAGUAGGACCAUUCAAGGGCCUGAUCUCUCACUGCCAGGGGCCAGCCUGGUUUUAGGAUGCUGGGUCUAGCCCAAAACUAGGGAGGGCCAACGUUGUACAGUCCGCUAAUUUUGCUCCUGAAACAAAUUUCCUUUGGAGGAGAGGAGAGAAGGGGAGAGGAGAGGAGAAGGAAGGGGAAAGGAGGGGAGGGGAGGGAAGAGGAGAGGAAAGGAAGGGAGGGGAGGGGAGGGGAGGGGAGGGGAAGGGAGGGGAGAAGGGACUUAUUCUUCAGGCAGCUGAAAUCCACCAAGAACUGGUACUCAUUUCUCCACUGUACCUUCCCUUUCCAAACAGCCAUAAUGCUCGCCCCAUGGCAGGUCCAGACCAGAGUGGCAGGCUAUGCCACCAUUGUCUGGUUGCUAAUGACAGCCUUGCAACUCCAAGUGGGGUGAACUUGAGGCAUGCAUCUGGCCCAGGCUCCUGGAAAGUACCUUAGACUGCCCUGAGUUGUAGCAAGAACUGAAGGGAACCUCUCCUUAAAGUCUGGAAAGUACUUUCUCAUUAUCUCCUUUGAGGAUACUAUGAAUCCCAUUGUGUAGACAGGGCCCGGAGAGGUGAAGUGCUUUUCCAGGAUCCCCACCAGUUUAGGCCACGGCCCGGGGCUUCGGCCAGAUCCACCUCCAGAGCUAUUCCAUUAUGCAGCAUUGUGUUGAACUUGCAGUCUAGAGAGAACCAACAAAAAUGGGAAUAAGGACCCCAGAUACUUUAGCAUCCCAGAGAGAAACCCAGAGGUGCUUGUUUUCGUUCCUUGAUAGUAAUUCCUUGGUGUUCUUUUGGUUCCCGGGGACUUUGUGGCAAAAAGAGUAGGACAUUUCUUUGGGAAACUGCCAUCAGCCUUAGGGCUCUUGUGGUCAGAAUUGUCUCGGUGCCAUGUCGAAGCAGCAGGCCUCCAGUACCCCCAGAACUAUACCCCUCAUGCUCUUCCACCCACCCAUUGGGUACUGGAGCCCCUGCCAUGCGCAAGGGCCUCCACUGGUUACCGUACAGACAGGUCACGGGAGCUGGUCCACUUCCCACAGCUACUCAGUGGCUCCUUGGUUCUUCCUAACAUCCCACGGAGGGCUUUGUUCUACCAGGAUGUCUCCUGAUGAAGGAAAGGCCCCAGAGAGAGGCCUGGCUCUAAAGCCAGAUGUGUGUGAGGAGAGGGGAGGAGGAGGCUUCCGAACUGUACCCCUGAAGGACAUUCUGACUCCCUUCCGGAGGUCCAGAUAAGGAGGGGGGAUUAUAGGGGCGAUAGGCCUUCUCAUGGGACCCUGUCUUCAUUGUGAACCCUCCAAAGGAACUAGAGGGAAGGAGGCGAGGACAGAAGCAAUAGACAGCUGGGGACCCUGUUGCAGUGAGCUCAUCAACAAUGUGGUGAAACAAUUUACUAGCAAGAGGAUGUGGGAAUAGAUUUACGGUCUGAAAUGGCGCUGAUGUGAGUUCAUCAGAGGGCCGGGGCUAGUACGGGGAAUGGGAUGAGGACAUUUGUGUGAGCAAGCAGAUGGCAGAGGUUUGAAGGAGAAUUGCAUGGCUGGGGCCUUGGCCAGCUGCUUGGGCUUCAGCGGCCAAGGCCAGCCUAAAAGCCAGCCAUUGGGGGCUGUUCACCUCCUAGUUCCUUGGGAAAUGUCAUCUUUGCCUUCUGGCCCCCCUCAUCAAUCCUGAGCCAGAUUCCUUUCACCCGAAGCAGGAAAGGGCUAAGAAGCCUGGAGGCGAGCAGAGGUUGGAUCCCUGUGCAAGCACGUAUGUUUUCUGUAACUUCCAGUGGAUGCGAAUAGAGUCAGAGAACUUUAGAGGGAGCCCCAGAGGCCCAGAGAUGGAAGGUCAUCUGGCCAAGUGACCGAGCCCUGACCUGCCGACUCAAAAGAGUGAGGGGGUGGAGCAGCCUCUGUCCUGCCCCGAGCCCUCCCUUCUUCUACCCCCAGACUCAAGACUGGAAGUGCUGGGCCCCCUUCAGGAGCCCAGCCAGGCAGGGGAGAGAGUCCCUUUAGGGGCCAUCAGAACUCUUUCCCCCUCCCCCCAGGCAUUCUCCCUACAGUGUUCUCUGUACUGGAAGGCUCUGGACUGGCCCAAUACCAGGAAGUCCUAGGCUACCCAGGCUCUCCCUCGAGCCUGGCCCGGAGGCUCCCCUAGGCCACAGUGAGCACAAAGAAGGAAGUGGAUUGUUUCUUUUAACGCCCUUGGGGGCUCUCUCCAGGGGGACUCGGGGUGUGUCAUUUAUUGAUUCAAAAAACUUCCAUCUGGGGUGGGGGGGUGGGCUUUGUGGUGAGAAUGGCCUGGAGCAGGCCCAGUGCUGCUUUGGGGGGUCGGCAUCCAGUGUGAGAUACUAUGUACAUAAACUAUAUAUAAUGUAUAUAAACUGGGAUGUAAGUUUGUGUAAAUUAAUGGUUCGUUCUUGGCAAAUAAAGCUUUUUUUUUCUUUCGCC